UGCGACUGAGUCUGCGCACCGGCCUGUCGCGCUAGGAAGAGCUUAUAGUGUGGUGAGGAGGCAUGGUACGGCCUCGGGUUACGGUCGCGCAUCCAAGAAAAAUGGGAAAAGUCACUGUGAGGAACAGUCAAAAUUCAGGACCUCUGUAGGAUGGUUCUUUCUGGCAAAGGUAAUGACAUGUCCAUCUGUCACAGCAUCUCGAGAGUAAGGCUGGUUUCUGGAAAUCUAUUCCGAAUCCAUGGCAGCUAGGAUGGAUGUGACCUUGCCUGUGGUUAGAAAACAAAGAGUUUACUGAGAUCAAAUUCAGGAUCACAUGCUGCCUUUGGUUGACAUAUUCCUUUAGUGUCCUUUAAUCGGGAUUGGUUCCUCCGUCUUUGUCUUUCAUGAAGUCAACAUUUUGAAGAGUACAGCAGAGACCAGUGUCAUUCAAGGACGUGGUAGUGGGCUUCACCCAAGAGGAGUGGCACAGGCUGAACCCGGCUCAGAGGGCCCUGUACCGGGAUGUGAUGCUGGAGACCUACAGCAACCUCGUCUCAGUGGCCUUUAAUGCUGCCUGAGUGGCCCUGAAGACCAAGGAGCUCAGCCCAAGGCCUGGAUCAUUUCCCUGGAACAGGUUAUAAAGGCACCAAACCAUAUGUGAUCCUCAAACUGGAGCAGGAGGAAGCACCAUGGAUUUGUGAGGCGGCAUGCUCAGGCUGCCACUGUCGGGGUAAGUAUGAUAAAUACAGCAGAAGGGGCACGCACUAUGGGAGGCUGGCACCUUUGGAAUUUUGUUCAGGGUCCAGCUCGUAAAAGCCUUCAGCCUUGAUGCAUCCCACCUACCUUAUCCAGGUGUUCUUCCUCCCUCUACAUUAACUAUUACCUCUCCCUGUGUACUUGUUCCAUCUCCCUUUCUCCAGAAUCCUUGGUCUGUCUCUUGAGGUCAUCAUUACACCUUCCCUUUCACAUUCUUACAUUCUUACAAAUAAGCUAUGAUUCUCCUAUUCCCGAUGCUCACUUCCUGUUCUGUGUUCUAAUGGUUUCCAGGUAAAAUGCCUCAGACCUGCCUGCCAUAACCACAGUCUCACUUCCCAUCCUUUCCUUAUCCCUAUGCCCCUUAACUUCCUUAAGUCACAGAGGAAGAAGCAGUGAAUUCCAGGAGGUGACCUAGGACAGCUGGGUGAUGAGGGAGAUGGCUGAGCUUGACCCGUCUUCACUACUUCUCUAACAUUCAGGAAUAACUGCCCCUCUCCCAUCAUCUCUGUAAAAUAUUCCAACAAUACCCAUGGUACCCUGAAUGUUGUAGCCCACUCUUAAGGAUGCCUCGGAACUUCUGUUUUUCCACGAGAGUCAUGAGCUUAGUAAGAGGAGUCAGUACCAUCUGUUCCCAGAUCUCUUUAUGCCACUUCUACUUGGUGUUGUAAUCACAUAAUUAGGUUAAAUAUUAUGUAAACCCCAAAACAUGAAGUCAUUUUCAUGCUUCUCCCCAAAAUGAUGUCAUUGAAAUUCCCAUCAUCCAGCUUUUACUGGUUGUAUUAGUAGUAGUAACAGCAUCAGAAUUAUUGGCCAACUCUUAGUGUGUGCUCACUGUGUGCCAGGGCUGUUUUCAGCCCUUUACAUUUAUCAACUUAUUCAAUCCUUACAACACCUGUGAGGUAUCCAGUCUUUACUACUCCAUUUACAAAUGAGGAAACAAUCACAGAAUAGUUAGGAAACUUGUCUCAAAGCAUAUAGCAAAGGAAAGGACUGAAUGGGGAUUUGAACCCAGGUGGUCAAACUCCAGAACCAAUUAUCUUAACCAUCACAGUCUUGUGCCCUCUGGGGUAUAUUUUGCUUCAUUAAACUGUGCUUUAUCAACCUUCCUGAAACCAUUGUAACCUGGCUGUCACUGCUUUUCUUUACCUUCUUUCAAGAAUUUUAUAUAAUUGCAAAAAAAAAAAAAUGUAGUGUUCUAAAUGUUCUGUAUCCUCUAUUUCCCUGGUUGUAACCCAGCUUUUUCCUUUCAAAGGGCUACUACAUUUUUCAUUUUUCCAAAUUUGGUUCCCUUCUCAAUGGUAUAACUCCCUCAAAGAAGUCAUUCUGAGAUUACAUGGUGUUUACAACUGGUCUCUUUUCCAUUUUGUGUCAUUUUGUCCCCCUUGUACCAUGUAGCCACCCAUUUACCAGUCUAAGAAUCAUCUCCAGUUGUGUCCAUUUACCCCUGCUUUAUGUAUGGCAAAACCUGACGUCAUCCUCAUUCCUACUUGCUAUCUCCUCUCCAACCACACACAAACCACACACACACACACACACACACACACACACACACACACACACACACACCUCAUUUUGUUCCAGAGCUUUGCUACCAUGUGGUCAUUUUGAAUCUUCUGUCUCUGCCACCCUAUUUGUUCUGUCCAUUUGUGCUGGUUUUGUUGAUGGUUUUUCUUUGAGAAAUGACUUAAAUCUUCCUCCUCACUACUUUUCAUUUUCCACUGACAUCUAAAGUUGGACACAAAUUACCUCAUGCCUAAAUGUUUAAAGGCAUCCUUUUUGUGCCUUAGAACUCUAAGAUAUUCUGGUGAAGCCUAGUAGACCCCUUUCUUACAUAUAAAAAAUAAAAUAUAUAAGCUACAAAUGGAAAAAUUACUAAAAUACAGUAAUUAUUAAAAUAAAGUUAGAAAAUGUAACAUCAAAAUAUUUUCAAAAUAUGUGAUAGUAAUGGAAGUACUCCCUUAUUUAUAUAUUAAAUAAUAGGCUCUAGCAUCAGGUCUAGUAACUGUCAUGACCUGAAAGUAGAGAUGAUUGUAAACAUAUUUUAGGAGAAAUCUUCAACUAUAAUGUGACAUGAAAAUGCCAUAUUUACAAACUAUUCCAAAGUUACAGGAACUAAUAUUACUGUUUGUUUCUUGCAUUAACAAUGGAAGGAAAUGCUCAGUUGUAGUUAAAGCUUAGUAAAGAUAGCGAUGUAAUUUUUUCCCUAUCAAAAUUCACAACUCCCCUGAUUUCUAUCCACCAAGAGUACCUGCUCCUUAUCCAGUUAAUCUUAGAGUCCUUGACAUUUAUAUUGCAAUAACUAGCUCAGUUAAUAUGAUAAGCUCUCUGGUGACCGCUAUAUCUUUGCUUGUCAGAAAUCUUAAUAUGAUAAAAAGUGCCUGGGAAACUUGUUAAAAAUGCAAGUUCUGAUUCAGUAGGUCCAGGAUGGGGCCCAGUAUUCUACAAAUCUAUCAGCAUAUCAGUCCUCAGAUGAGGCUGAAGUUGUCCACUGAGAGCAAUGCACUGAGUAACAAGGUGCUGUAUGACAUUUAAACCCCUUUCCUCUGUAACAGUGGAUAGUUUUAUUAGAACAUAGCCACACCCUUAUGUUUACAUGUUGUGUGUAUUGCCAUGAUACCACGGGAAAGUUGAGUAAUUUGGCCAAACCAUAUGGCCCCAAAAGCCUAAAGUACUCUGUGGCCCUUUUAGGAACAUGUUUGCUGAUCACUGUUCUAUAUCAUCACAUCUUCAAAAUUAUUUCUUUCUAUAUUCUAUGUGUUUAUUUCAUUUGUGCCAGUGUUCUGAAUCUUCUCUGCUCAUACUCUUCCCUGCAUGGUGCCUUUGGUUAUGUCAGGCUCUCCAUUCAUAUACUGUCCAUCCUUUAAAUUUUUAGGGCAUUUCUCAAGUAGUUUUAUUUCAAAUCAUAAUAAUAGAAAGAUUCAUACAGAAAGGUUUGCUGUACUUUCUCCAGAAAACAUUUGGCAAGUUAAUGUCCAGAGAAAAAGACAGCAAGACAUGCUUUUGAGGCAAGGUGCAUUCAUCAGCAAGAAAACAAUACCCAAGGAAAGAUGUCAUGAAUAUAAUAAGUUUGGGAAAAUAUCACAUUUGAGCACUGAUCUUUUUCCUUCAAUUCAGAACCCCAUUAACUGUGGAAAGAGUAUAAAGCAUAAUUUAGACUUGAUUGGUAUUAAAAGAAGCUAUUCAAUAAAGCAAGAUGAGUGCUAUGCAUGCGGUAACUUGUUACAGCAUACAAACCAUGAUAGAAGACCUAAUGGAGACAAACCCUGGGAAUGUAGACACUGUGAGAAAGCUUUCAGUCGUAACCCAGCACUUAUGUCUAAACCAGCAGUAACCAAUUCUCUUGUGUACAAACGUAAGAGGGUUCCACCUACAGAGAAACCUCAUGUCUGUAGUGAGUGUGGAAAAGCCUUCUGCUACAAGUCUGAAUUCAUUAGGCAUCAGAGAAGUCACACUGGGGAGAAACCAUAUGGAUGCUCUGACUGUGGGAAAGCAUUUUCACAUAAGUCAACCCUCAUUAAACACCAGAGAAUUCACACUGGGGUAAGACCCUUUGAAUGUUUUUUUUGUGGGAAAGCCUUCACCCAGAAGUCACAUCGCAGAGAACACCAGAGAACACAUACAGGAGAGCGACCCUUUGUCUGCAGUGACUGUGGGAAGUCAUUUGGUGAGAAAUCAUACCUCAAUGUGCAUCAAAAAAUACAUACAGGAGAAAGACCCUAUCGUUGCAGAGAAUGUGGAAAGUCCUUCAGCCAAAAGUCAUGCCUCAAUAAACAUUGGAGAACUCAUACAGGAGAAAAACCCUAUGGAUGCAGUGAAUGUGGCAAAGCUUUCUAUCAGAAGCCAAACCUCAGUAGACAUCAGAAAAUUCAUGCUAGGAAAAAUGCCUAUAGGAAUGAAAACCUGAUUGUGGGAAAGCCUUGAAUAAGAUCAUCCUAUUUCAUUAUAUGUGGAGGAAUUUAUCCUUAGCAGAAAUCUCACUGAUUAAAUGAAUUUGGACGGUGUUUUACCAUAAGGGAUGUCAUACUCUAAUUGUGGUAGAAAGUUUUACACAAAAGGUUAUAGAAAAUACUCUAUAAAACAAAAACAUGGUCAUGCUAGCUAAUGAAAACUUAAAAAUGUAUUAAACGGAAUCACAACAUGACACAAAAUAUAUGUGAAGAAAAUUAGAGGUAUAUGUUUCACACUGAGCCAUGUAAUAACUACUAUAGAUAUUUUGGAAUUGUAAAUGUGAAAGACAUAUGUCACAUAGUAUGUAGAAUGCCAUUCACCAAACUUUCCAUUCUAAAUAUCAUUAUUGUCUUUGGUGUCUCUAACAAUACAAAAAACAAAAAUAACAUGGCCAACUAUUUUUUAAGAAACCUUAAUAUAUUAUACCAGCCAAAUUUUCCCAUUUUUUUUUUACAAUACAUGUAAAUGGCUAUAAUAUUUGUUACUGGGCCCCCUUCUGAAUAAAAGGCAAUGUUUUAUAAUGUAUUUUCUUAAGUUAACCAAAAACUUUAUUAAACACUUUUAACAUUAAAAAGGCACUUAUCUUGCCUUCAUUAUUUUAAUAUAUAAGUAAUAAAUAUAUUAUUAGGUAAGCACACAAUACAUUUAUUUUGCCUUUAUCAAUACUGAAAAGGAAUAGUUUCACUGUGUGCCAUCUGUUGAACAAAAUACUAUAAACUUGAUUACUCAGCACACUCAUUUGACAGAAAGUGUGGCCCUGGCAUGUUGUACACUAUUCCUAUUUUCUUAGCCUUGCUCAAGUGUCUUUCAGCAGAUUAGUAGGGGAGACAUUCUAGCUUUUCAUCAUUCCAGUCUUUGAGAAAAGUACUUCCUUGAGCUGUCAUGUCAUCUGUAUAAGAAAACAAAUGGCCACAUUGUUCAAGAUUUGACUCCCUGAAAGUAUGCCUGAUCCAGAAUGAGAGGGGAAAUGUAUCACAGAUAAAUAUAUCAUUUAAAAAAUUAUAAAAGAUACUUCAUGCAACUCUAGAUCAACAUUAUUAAAACAGAGGACAUAGAUGCUUUUCUAGCAAAAUAAUGUUAUGCAAGUUGCAGUAAGUAGAAAACUUGAUAUAACAAGUACAAGUGAACAAUUUGUAAAAGUGAUUAAUGACCUAUGAUUGAAAAUUGCUCUAGGCCCAGAUGAUUUCAUGAUUAGUUCUAACUUUUAAAGAAAGAGUAAUACUAGUAUUAUUUAAAAUAUUUCAGCCCAUAUAUUAUGCUCCCCAAUUUAUUUUAUGAAGUCAGAAUAAGUUUAACACCAAAAUCAAAUAAAGGUAGUUGGGAAAAAGAAAACUCAAGACCAGUCUUACAAAUAUGGAAACAAAAACUACAAAAAUAAUAACAAAUAGAAUUCAGCAAUAUACCUAAAGAAUGGUUUUAUGAUGACCAUGAUCUACUCCAAGAAUGCAGAGCCAAUACAGUAAUAGAAAAUAUAUCAAUAAAAUUAAUGGCUUGAAUGAACAUACUACUAAUAGAUGUAUUUACUAGAAUUUGCAAACAUUUUUAAUCUAAUAAAAUAUAAAUUAAGUUGUAACAAAUUGUAACCACUUGAGUUCUUUACCAAAACCCCAUAGCAUAUAUUAUUGCUGAAACCAUUUUUUAAAAAUAAAGAAUUUAAUAAUAUUAGUGAUAAGAAUGCCCUUUUCCUAUUUUUACUGAAUAUUGAAGUUUCCAGUGAAGGCAAUUAAAUUUAAAUAAUAUAAACAAUGGAAAAGAAAAGAUAAAACUUUUUGCUGAUGAUGUGAUUACAUACCAAUAAAGUGACUAAUAUUUUUUUAAAGAUAAUUUUCUAAGAGGUAGGAUAGAAAAAUCAAGCAUUUCUUUGUAGAUAUCUAAUAAUUUAGACACACUUCUGUUGGAAUUACACUAAAUCUCAAAUCUUUUUUUCUUCUCAUGUGAAAUGAUCUUAAAUUCCAUGUAGAAAAGUAAAUGCCUGAGAAUCCGAUAAGAAAAGUAUAAAAAAAGUUUCAUAGCUGAUGUCAGAAUAUAACAAUAGUUAUUCUAAUCAAAUUAAUACAGUAUUGGCAACAGAAGAGAUAAUUAAAUCAGUGGAACAUAAUAGAAAAUCCUGAAAAAUAUACCUUAGUAUAUAUGAGCUUUUCACGGAUUGGAAAUGUGGAAUUUCAAGCCAUAGGGAAAAAGAAUAGUUUAUUUUAAAAGAAUUGUGGCUUUUAAUCAGGGAGAAGGUAAAGUUGAACUAACAAUGCAAAUGGUAUAUAUUUUUUAAUUCCAGGUGAAUUUAAGAUUUAAAAUUUUUAAAUAAUAAAAUUCUUGAAAGAAAAAGACCACAUGUACAACCUAGAAGCUGGGAGAGAUUACUAACACAGGACACUCAAAAGCUAUUAAGAAACAAAUGUUUGAUUAUAUAAACAGUAUAACCUUUGGCAUGGUAAAAGUUGCCAUUAAAGUCAAUAAAUAAACAAUAAUUUGGGUAACACAUCUGCAGAGCCAAUCAAACAAAGAGUGCUCUUCAAAUUAACAGGGAAAAGGUAGCCCAAGAGGAAAACAUGAUAAAGAAUGUUAAUAGGCAGUGUGACAAGAGCAAAUCAAGUGGGCUGAUGAGCCUAUCAAGACAUAGUUAGCUUCAGUAGUUGUGGAAGGACACAGAUAAAUUAUAAUGAGAUAACAAUGUGCAAUCAAACUGACCAGCAGGACUGGUUUUUGCUGUCAGAACAAAGGGUGGGAACAAAUUGUUACAGCUCUUUUAGAAAAAUCUGGCAACAUCUAUUGUGACUUAAAAUUCUUAUGCCACUUUGGAUACUUCUUAGAAGUAAAACUCUAAUACAUAAACGAGAGAUGAACCUGGAAAUUAUUAUAAAAUUAUUCCUAGUGGCAAAAAACACUAGAAUUGAAAUAAAUGCUCUUUAUUAGGGAAAUUGGAAGAAAGAAAGCAUAUCCAUUCCAUAAAAUGUAUUUAUAGCCAUUAAGAUGGACAAAUAAAUCCACGCUGGUGGACUUGAAUGGAAUCCCACAAUGUUAUCUUGAGCAAAGAAGGCAAGGUAAAAGUAAUGUGUAAAAUAUGACCCCGUUUUUAUCAAUCAGUGACAAAAUGCCUCUAGGUCUUUAUGAAUGAUAAACUUGUGUUCAUAUAUGUUUGUGUACAAUUUUCUAUGCAUGGAGAAAACUAUAGAAGAGUAUGCAUUGGGUUGGGAGGGGAGUGGGAGAUGCAGGUGGGCUAUGGGGCAUUGGAGAGGGAAAAUGAAAACCAAAAAGCAAAAACAUGUACAUGACUGAACCAAGUAUGAUAUCUCAAAUGUGUGAUUAAUUAAAGAAAUGUAAGGGGCAAGCUAGAACUCUACUCAUUUGUGGAGAUGUUCAUGGUAUAUUGUUAAGUGCAAAGAGCAAAUUGCAGAAUUAUGUAUAUGAACCUAUUUUUUAAAAUAAAUGUGUAUUUAUGUGUAUAUAUGCAUGUAUAUGUUUAUAUGAACAAAGGAAACUGGAAAGAUAUACAAGGUGUUAAUUAACAUUGGUUAUCUUGGUGAGGAAGGGAAAUAUAAGUGUUUAUAUAUCUUUGUGUGGGUUUACUUGUUACAACAUAUUACUUUUGUAAUUUGAAAAAAUAAAUGGGGAAAAGUUUCCAAAUGCA
Manis javanica (Malayan pangolin) is the source of this 8308-nucleotide messenger RNA. Lineage: Eukaryota; Metazoa; Chordata; Mammalia; Pholidota; Manidae. The record is from RefSeq and is a predicted model, not a curated record.